UAACUUAAGGACAUAAUCCAACAAUCUUCUUAAAUUGUAUGCGUAUCUUUUCACAUAUGUCAGCAUUUGAAGAUAAUUGUACUCUGUUAAGUGGUUAUCGUAUUAAACGUUUAUCACAUCAUCAAUAUUUAAAUUGUUACACAUUUGAACCGGUUAAUAUGAAUGCAGCAAAUGAGACAACAUUUUUAAGUUUAAUUGUUGCUUUCCUACCGGAUGUAUUUGAACAAGCUCGUGGACUACGUGUAGUAAUACAUGAAGCUGGUACAAUGCCUGAUUUAGAAAAAAAGUGGUAUUCAUGUGAACCAGAUUUAGAUGUAAAAUAUAAUUAUACGCAUACACAAUGUUUAUUAGUACAUCAACAAAUUGAAAUAAUGAACAAUUGUCAUUGUAUUUAUGUUAUGCAUCCACGUUUAGUUUUACCAAUCGUAAUAGGGGGUUUAUGUUCAUUGACAAUUGGAUUAACUGCAGCAUUUUUUGUGGAAUUAUUUGAAUUUGGUUAUUUAUUGUAUAGAAAUAAUGUUAAUCUACAUUUACAAACAGAAAAAUGUAUACAAUUACAAGAGAUACACAACAAACUGAAACAGAAAAAUUCAUGUUUAUCAUCACAUCAUAUGAAUACAUCCGUAGAACGUUAA
This is a messenger RNA of Schistosoma turkestanicum, 635 nucleotides long. NCBI's taxonomy places the organism in Eukaryota, Metazoa, Platyhelminthes, Trematoda, Strigeidida, Schistosomatidae. The record is from the annotation of a GenBank genome assembly.